CGGCUCUACUAGGGUCCCCAUUGGCGCCCGGCUCCAGGGACUGGAAUGUGGCUGCCUGGCCUUCGCAGGCAACCCAGGUAGAGGGUGCUCCGGGCUUGGGUAGCUACCUCGGGACGUUCAUCACGGGCCAAAGUCCCAACGCCUUCCCGAUCCAGCUGUCGUUGCUGCCCCAGGGACACUACCGGUUCUUCUCCCGGAUCCUUUUCUUCCUACUGGUUUUCUUUUUCCUGCCUCUCUGGCUUCCUAUCUCCCAGCUCCUCUUUUCCCUCUCUACUCGCCCUCCCCCCUCGGCCUGCCAGCCCCAGCAUCCUACCUGUCAGCUCCUGACUUCUGCCCCUCCUUGACCUCAAAUUUCUUUGCCAACAGCCCUGUCAUAACCUUCUUGCCAGAGUGCCCUGCACUCAUCUCUUUCCUCUUUGCCAGCUCCCGACUCCCAAAUUCCAGCUCACCCUUGACCUCUUGACAUUUGACUGUGACACUUGAUUCCAGAGCUCUAAAUUCCUACUUCUUGCAGUGUGGACUGCAGAAACUGAGGUCCUCCUCUGAUUUCCCACUCCCCAUUCCGAGGUUACUGCUGUCCCACCAUGGACUUCUUGAUGAGUGGUCUGGCAGCCUGUGGGGCCUGUGUGUUCACCAAUCCCCUAGAGGUUGUGAAGACCAGGAUGCAGUUGCAGGGAGAACUGCAGGCCCCAGGCACCUACCAGCGGCACUACAGAAACGUCUUCCAUGCCUUCUUCACCAUCGGGAAGGUGGAUGGCCUGGCUGCCCUACAGAAGGGCCUGGGCCCUGCACUUGUGUACCAGUUCCUGAUGAAUGGCAUCCGACUGGGUACCUACGGGCUGGCCGAUUCUAGUGGUUACCUGCACACGGCCGAAGGCAUUCACAGUCCUGUCCGCAGUGCAGCAGCUGGGGCCUUGGCUGGGGUCACGGGAGCCUAUUUGGGAAGCCCCAUCUACAUGGUGAAGACACACCUUCAGGCACAAGCAGCAUCUGAAAUUGCAGUAGGGCACCAGUAUAAGCAUAAGAUCUUUCCUCCCCAGAGCUGGAAGGUGGCUCUGGCAGCUGCCAUGGUGAGUGGCAUCGCAGUAGUCCUCUCCAUGACACCUUUUGAUGUAGCCAGCACAAGGCUCUAUAACCAGCCCACAGACGUUCAGGGCAAGGGCCUCAUGUACCGGGGGAUCCUGGACGCUCUGCUGCAGACAGCUCGGAAAGAGGGCAUUUUUGGCAUGUACAAGGGUAUAGGCGCCUCUUACUUCCGCCUUGGCCCCCAUACCAUCCUCUCCCUCUUCUUCUGGGACCAACUACGCUUCCUCUACCAUACAUACACUAAAUAAUAGCCACUUACCCACCCUCCACCAGGUUGACACUUUGCCUCCACUGCCAUAUCUUGGUGACUACUCACCAUGUUACUGAUCAUGCAAAGGGGACAGCCAACCCCACUCCCCAUCUGUUCUCUCAGGGUUGAAUCACAAAUAGUAGUUUCCUUCCCUCACUUAGAUGUUGCUCUCUCAUUUCCACCAUCCUUGUACACUUCACACUCCUCUCUCAGGGCUGAACCACUCGCUCCAAAGUGUAUUUCCUCCCUCUUUUUAUUGCCAGUCUUGG
Molecule: messenger RNA, 1605 nt
Organism: Fukomys damarensis (Damara mole-rat)
Lineage: Eukaryota; Metazoa; Chordata; Mammalia; Rodentia; Bathyergidae
Gene: Slc25a35
Product: solute carrier family 25 member 35
Exons: 4
Coding region: 585-1334 (249 amino acids)
Source: RefSeq, a predicted model, not a curated record